Molecule: messenger RNA, 2580 nt
Organism: Diversispora eburnea
Lineage: Eukaryota; Fungi; Glomeromycota; Glomeromycetes; Diversisporales; Diversisporaceae
Source: the annotation of a GenBank genome assembly
AUGUCGUCUAAUAGUCAACCUCAAGCUUGUUUUCAAAAACUAAGUCAAAUAAACGAGCAAGCAUGGCUACAGAUGGAGUUGAUGCAGGAAUAUGAUCGUGCCAUGAGUGCUUAUGAGUCAGCUUUGCGGCAUAAUGCUUAUUCCGUUCAAGCCUUAUCUAAUAUUGCUGCUCUUUGUCGUGGAAGGGAACAGUUUCCAAGAGCGGUAGAAUAUUUUCAAAGGAUUCUAAGUAUUGAUCAAUCAAAUGGAGAAAUCUGGGGUGCUUUAGGGCACUGUUAUUUAAUGAUGGAUGAUUUACAAAAAGCAUAUAGUGCAUAUCAACAGGCUCUCUAUCAUCUACCUAAUCCCAAAGAACCUAAACUUUGGUACGGAAUCGGUAUUCUGUAUGAUCGUUAUGGAUCUUUGGAUCAUGCUGAAGAAGCUUUCUCUCAAGUUAUGAGGAUGGAACCAAAAUUUGAGAAAGCCAAUGAAAUUUACUUCAGAUUAGGAAUUAUAUACAAACAACAACAAAAAUAUGAUCAAAGUCUUGAUUGUUUUAAAUAUAUUCUCCAUAACCCACCAAGACCUUUAACCGAAGUCGAUAUUUGGUUUCAGAUCGGUCACGUUUACGAACAACAAAAAAAUUUUGGAGCAGCUAAAGAAGCCUACGAAAGAGUAUUAGCUGAUAAUCCAAAUCAUGCAAAGGUUCUUCAGCAACUUGGAUGGUUAUAUCAUCAACAAAAUGCAUCUUUCAGUAAUCAAGAUUUAGCCAUCAAUUAUCUAACUAAAUCUUUGGAAUCUGAUGGUAGCGAUGCUCAAUCAUGGUAUCUCCUUGGACGUUGUUAUAUGGCUCAGCAAAAAUAUAACAAAGCGUAUGAAGCUUAUCAACAAGCUGUUUAUCGUGAUGGUCGUAACCCUACUUUUUGGUGUUCUAUUGGAGUUCUAUAUUACCAAAUAAAUCAAUUCCGAGAUGCUUUAGACGCCUAUAGUCGUGCUAUUCGUUUGAAUCCAUACAUAAGUGAAGUAUGGUACGAUCUUGGUACACUUUAUGAAUCCUGUAAUAAUCAAAUCAGUGACGCUUUGGACGCUUAUGGACGCGCCGCUGAACUAGAUCCCGCAAAUCCUCAUAUAAAGCAACGUUUACAAAUGUUGAGGAAUCAACAAGCCCAGGGUGGUCAAACAACCGCACCAAUCCCUCAAGAUGUUAACCCUCAAGCCUAUCAAACUAAUAAUGGUCCACCUCCAAUGCUUGGUAACCCUCCUACAUUUGCUCAACCAUCACCAGGUCCUCAAGGUCCCCCCGGUAUGCCGGGUUACGGUAGUAGACCCCUUGAUAACAGAUCAAAUCAUCCUUCCGUUCCUAUCUCUUCAUUAUCAUCUAUGCAUAAUCAUGGAGAAAAUACCCAUCGUGACUUACCUCCAAUGAAUAGAAGAAGUCCAGGUCCUUCAAAUUCAUCAUAUACUCAUCCACCUCAUCUUCGUGAACCUAAUCCACCUACUCCACCCAAUCAACAUAUCCUUAAUCCCGUAAUGUCUCCUCAUGAACAAAGACCUUUGACUCCUCAUCAAACUCAACCUCAAUCUAUGCGUCAUAAUUCAGAUAAACGUUCCUCUUCUCCUCCCACACAACUUCCACAAAUUCAAGAAGACAGACGUUCCAGACAUUCACCUGAACCUUACCCAAGACCAUCGUACCCUCUUUCACCAAGAAUGCCAAUUCCUGAUCAUGGUAAUUCUCAACAUUCAAGUUAUCCACAUUCUUCACAUCACGAUAUCCCACCACCACAAUCUCAUCACUCAUCAGCUGUUGUUGAUCGUCGAGAUACAGAUAUUUAUGAUCAUGUGAAAGGAAAACCUGAAGAAAACAAUGUACGACACGGAAACGGAGUAGCGCCUUAUCAUAAUUCUGAACCAAAUGAAACUCUCCCACAUCACAAUAAUCGUCGUGAAUAUCCAGAUCCAUUAGAUUCAAUAAUGAAAAGGGAAGAGACUCUUCGACCGAUUGAUCAUACAAGAGUUUCACUUUUAACAAACCCACGUUCUGAUUAUAAUGAUCACAGGAUACGUCUUCCUGUUCUUCCUGAAAUUAAAAGUUCUGAACCUCCUUCUCAAAGACCUCUCCCUGAUUCACCUGCCCCGGAAACUGGUUCUUAUGUUAACGAUCAACAUAGUCCUGUUUCAAGUAUUCCAAAUAUUCCUGGGAACGAAACUCCUCGAAAGUCUUCAACAGAUCAACGACCCGAUAUGUCACGUGAAUUACCCAAACCAAUUUCAUAUGAAGAAUCAAGUCCUACCGAACCAAGGUCACCGAAUUUACCACGAAUUAUAGGUGAUAAUACUUCAAAUUCACCUACCAGUCCACUUGAUAAUGAAAACAAACCAGUAAUGUUACCAGCUAUUCGUACAACACCUGGUAAUGAACGUUCAUCCGUAUCCAAUUCUGCUCGUCAAGUAGAUGAAGAUUAUGAUGGAGCAGCAGAUGCUUUAGUUAGUAUGAGUAGUGAAUCAGUAACUUCUUCCACAGGUGCGCAAAAACGAGUUUAUUCUCCAAAAGCCGAUGAUCUUGAUGAUCGCAGUACUCACUCACCACAUACACCUUAG